AUAAGAAUAAGAUUGGUAAAAAAGAAAAAAAAGAAAAAAAAAGAAAAGUUGAUAUAGAUAAGAAUUCGAUUCAGACAAAAAGGAUUAUCGAACGUUUCAAAAGAAGGAUGAGUUUUCCCAUAGGGAAAAAAAAGAAAGAAGAAAAAAAUAAAAGAAGCCAAAGAGAGAGAGAGAGAGAGAGAGAGAGAGAGAGAGAAACGUGCCACGCGAUCGGCUUCUUUAUUCUCGCAUUUCUUGUUUCUUUCCUUUUUUCUUGCAUCGAUCGAAUUUGACUCCACGAGAGAGCCCCCAGCGAAGAAGAACGAAGAAGAAAGAGAAGAGAGGCGUGUCCGGUCUUGCGGCUUCUACAAAGAGAUGCCCACUUCCCCGUGGAUCCCUUCCACUCCUCAGGGAUCCCCUUCCACGUGGGUCCCAGAAGCACGCUCUCUCCCUCCCUUCCAUUAAGUCCCAAGAAAAGCAGCCGGCAUGGUCCAGGCCACGAGAUCGCCAGGUAAAGCCAGUUUACGCAACGCUUCCGUACGUGAAGCAUCCUAUACGGGACACGAGAAAAUCGUGAAACUUAUCUUAUCGAUCGCGAGAAGUAUUAAAGUUUAAAAAGGAUAACAUGACAUACGAUUGACCGAUAAGCAAAUAAAAAAAAAAGUAAAGAAAACAAAUCAGUUCAGAGAUUGAAAGGGCAGACGUCAUUACGUUUACGAUAUGAUUCAAAUGUGAAAUACAAUAUUUCCUUCGUAUCACGUAGAAAGACAACACAAAUAGGAUCCUGUGGGGGUAGGAUGACCGCCUACGCGAACUUUCAGCAAUACGAUUUAAUGGAUUCCGAGGGUUAUGGAUCAGCGAGUAGUCCUGAAUCGAAUCCGCGAGUCUCUUGGCCUCAUCAGGAGGUUUAUCCUCAGCCACCAAGAUCACGAGGCAGUAGUUGUGGUAGCGUUAGCUCGUUGGACAGUCACAAUCAUCAGGAAUAUCAAGAGAUCGGUGCUUUGAAUGGUGCUUUUCACGUUACCACUACGGCAACCUUUAAUUUCGCUGAGUUUUAUGAAGGUUAUUACAAGGAAGGUUAUAGAAACGAUCAUCAAACGCAAACUAUGAUAGGAAAUCCAAAGGAACGUACGAAGAUCGUAUUCAGAACGAACGAUCAUCAUCAACGUCUCGAAGAAAUCUAUCAAGCUCCUUUGAACAGUACAACGACAUUUAACAACGAAACGUUCCCGAGCAAACAGGAAUCCGGUUACGCGCCAAAAAUGGAACAUCAUCCCACGAGCGUUGUCUUUGGGAACGACAGGUGCGAGUUCUCGCAAAAGCAGGAUACUUUUUUUGUUGCAAAAGCCUAUGCUAUUGCAAAAAGUAAUGGUCUUACUCACUCCGGAAGUAACGACAGUGGACCAGACGUUGGUCCUUACGGUCAAAGGCCAGAGGUCCUUUACUUUGGUAGUACCUGUACCAUGCAGAGAAAGGACGGUUGUGCUACGAGCAAUCAGACAACAAUCGAAAACGAUCAAAUUAGGUAUCAUCAUCAAAGGAACGAAUCUUUUCGUAAUACGGAUUAUACCGAACAUAAGGACAAGGAAUCCGUGCAAAAGAUGAAGAAUGGUACUGCACCGGGUGUCGAAGUGCUUAGGAGAAGAAGAUUGGCAGCUAACGCCAGAGAGAGAAGGAGAAUGAAUAGUUUAAACGAUGCCUUUGAUAGGUUACGUGACGUCGUUCCUAGUUUAGGUAACGAUAGGAAACUCAGCAAGUUUGAAACAUUACAAAUGGCACAGACUUACAUAGCUGCGCUCUAUGAACUUUUGCAAAGAGAAUGA
This is a messenger RNA of Vespa mandarinia (Asian giant hornet), 1802 nucleotides long. RefSeq lists its product as uncharacterized. Lineage: Eukaryota; Metazoa; Arthropoda; Insecta; Hymenoptera; Vespidae. Gene Ontology annotation, cellular component: nucleus. Gene Ontology annotation, molecular function: E-box binding; protein dimerization activity; DNA-binding transcription factor activity, RNA polymerase II-specific. Gene Ontology annotation, biological process: sensory organ development; axon development; positive regulation of transcription by RNA polymerase II. The record is from RefSeq and is a predicted model, not a curated record.